Nematostella vectensis (starlet sea anemone) is the source of this 1762-nucleotide messenger RNA. RefSeq names its product enoyl-CoA delta isomerase 1, mitochondrial. Gene Ontology annotation, molecular function: enoyl-CoA hydratase activity. Gene Ontology annotation, cellular component: mitochondrion. NCBI's taxonomy places the organism in Eukaryota, Metazoa, Cnidaria, Anthozoa, Actiniaria, Edwardsiidae. The transcript has 7 exons. Bases 18 to 926 code for a protein of 302 amino acids. The record is from RefSeq and is a predicted model, not a curated record. Gene Ontology annotation, biological process: fatty acid beta-oxidation.
CAUUUAGAAGAUUCAAAAUGGCGCGCGUCCUGCGUCGAAUUUUCUCCUAUUCCAAGUUCUCACGAACGUGCACAAAAACGUUAACCAUAAAAGGUUUUGGUCAAAAUUACCAGCUGACAACACCUUUCCCUAGAAGUUUAUUUACCAUAAAUCAAGAGCAAUUAUCACUCGUGAACAUUGAGAGCAAAGGCAGCGUGGCAACUAUUAAAUUGAACAGAAAGCCAGUCAACAGCUUUAAUAUGCAGUUAAUGGAGGAGAUCUGUCUUAUAUUGGAGGACCUAGAAAGUAACAAGGACUGCCGUGGUCUUAUCAUUACAUCAGACUUGCCAAAUAUAUUUUGUGCUGGAUUAGACCUCAAGGAAGUGCUGGCUUUGCGCAAGUCUAAGCUAGUAACCUUCCGUAAGACCUUUCAGGACAUGUGGUCACGCCUAUAUGGGUCCCGCCUUGUUACCAUGGCAGCCAUCAAGGGUCAUGCAAUUGCUGGGGGUUGUGUGCUUUCACUCGCAUGUGAUUAUUCUGUGAUGGCAUCAGAUUUUAGGAUUGGACUGCCAGAACUGUCCCUGGGUCUGUAUUUUGCACCCUGGAUGGCUGGGACCUUGAGUAAUGCCGUUGGAAGAAAUAGGGCAGAGAAAAUAAUAUACAAUGCCCAAGUAUUUGAUGCUGAUGAUGCGGCUGGUAUAGGGUUGAUUGACAAGGUGACACAUGUUGAUGCUGUAAUGACAGAGACACGCAAAGAGAUGAACAAGUGGCUGUUAAUCACAGGUAAAGGAAGAGAAUUAACCAAGGCAACAAUGCGACAAGACCUAUUGACAUUACUUCACAACACAAGGGAAGAGGAUAUUGAACACUUUAUCACCAUGGUUAGGGAUGAGACAACACAACAGCUAAUUGCUGCUAGACUGCAGAAAAAUAAUACAGAAUCUUGAUGCUAUUGUAUAGUAUGUCCGUCAAGAAAUUAGGGCCAUAGCUAGCAGAAGGGGAGGGGGGAGAGAGGGUCCCCAGUCUAGUUAAGUAAGAACUACAAAGGACACAUAGUGUGUGCCUUCCUUCAUUUAGUUGAUACAAGGAUUGACUAAGUCAUUCCCUCCAAUAAUAUUUUAGGCAUGCCUGUGGAAAUAGUAUGUUUUUAAAUCCGUUAAGAGUAUUCUACUUUGUCUAUUACCUGCCACCUACAACUCCAUAUUUUUAUUUUCAAGAAAUGCUCAUGGAAAUGCUGAGUAUAAACUUCUAGAGCCCCAUGUAAACCAGUACUGUUUGUUUCCCUUCAUGGGAAAUGCAGGGUCAUAAUAGACAUUGAGAAACUGAGGGGGGGGGGGGACAUGAUACAAGUGACAUUAAGAAAACCUUGGGGAUGCCAUGCCACUGGCCCCCCUAGCCCCUAAAGGCAUUAUGGCACUGUGGCUCUGUAAGGAAAUCACUGGAAAACUGUGCUCUGCUUGAAGAGCUUUUAAAAGUUAAAUCACCGAUUCAUUGGUGAGAUAGCAAAUGAUUUUGCAAAUAUAUAAAUGAGAAAACUAGGUAAUUCGUAAAUACCAGUGUAUGUUAUAGUGUAUGUUAUAUUCAGGUUGGUAGAAAGAGGUGUCUGAAAAAGAGUUGCAGCAAAUCUGAGUGACAGAUCAAUGCGGGGGUGGGGCGGAGGGGUCAUUUCAUCUUCCCUCCUUUUGGGAAGUGCAUCCGCCCUCCAAGAUAAGCUGGAUCCACCACUGAAAUAAAAAUAAAAAUAGAAUUUAAGUAAUAUAAUAAACAAAAAUUGUAAAAAAAA